This is a messenger RNA of Lycium barbarum (goji berry), 933 nucleotides long. Its product is annotated as transcription factor bHLH18-like. Lineage: Eukaryota; Viridiplantae; Streptophyta; Magnoliopsida; Solanales; Solanaceae. The coding region runs from base 40 to 846 and encodes 268 amino acids. The record is from RefSeq and is a predicted model, not a curated record. The transcript is spliced from 3 exons. Gene Ontology annotation, molecular function: protein dimerization activity.
UUGGCUUUGUUAGUCUCUUUCUCAAUAAUCUCAAAAGAAAUGGACGAUCUUGCUCUUAUCUUUUCUCAUCAUAAGACUACCACCACUUCAAGAAAACGACUUCACGAAGAUGAUGAAAAGGCAGAUGCUAAUUUGGCUUGCUUAAUUUCAUCCAGCAACUCACAACAAUAUUCAGCCAUAUCCAAUAUUAACCAUCAGAAUAAUUUCGAAACUUUCUUAAUCCCAAAGGCUGAGCCAAAUACUAUAAGUUUCUCACAGAUUAAUGAGAAUAUUAAUAUUGGUGCACAAUUUGGAGGAAGAAGGACCGGAGAGCAAGCACAAGAACAUUUGUUAGCUGAAAGAAAAAGACGACGAAAGAUAACUAAGUUAUUCGUCUCUUUGGCCUCUCUCCUUCCUGGCCUCAACAAGAUGGACAAGGCAUCAAUUCUUGAAGGAGCAACCACUCUCAUUACACAACUUCGUGAAAGGGCAGAAACAAUGCAACAUCAUCAUUUGGAGGCCAAAACAAACAAUGAGAAAAAAGAAACUCCUCCGGUGAAGGCACGAAAUUAUGAACAUGAAUCUUCCAUUGACAUGAUGAGUACUUUCCCAGAAGUUGAAGUAAGAAGUAUAGAAGAUGAGUUGCUGAUUACAAUAUACUGCAAAAAGCAACAAACUGCAGGAAAUAUAGAUGAAAUAUUAAGUGUGAUUCACAAGCUUCAUCUGACUAUCAAGAGCAGCAAUUUCAUUCCAUUUGGCAGCACAGCAAUGCAUAUUACAGUUGUUGCUCAGAUGAAUAACGAGUUCUGUGAGACAACAACAAAUUAUCUAGCGGAUAGAUUACGACAAUCAAUACUCAAAAUGUGAAAGUUGUUCAAGGCAAGCUAGCCAUGAACUGUAAUAUAGAAAUUGUAGUAAUCAAUGUGAAUAUUAAUAAUUGAAUAGUUUGCGUUU